UGCCCGACAUCAGGGUUCUGAGCUGAAGUGCAUCUGUGUUAUCCAAGCUGUUGCUAUUAUUGGUUCUAUCUGUUCUCUUAGUCCACAUGACUUCUCUUUUAUGCCUUCCCUCUGCAUGGCUAGUCUGUGCCGCCCUUACUCAUUCUCUUCUGAGAUAAAUUAUUAAUCUCCCAAACGAACUAUGAACAUUAUCUCGCUUUUAAUUUUUUCCCUUUUUUCUGCAGACAAAGCCAAGGAAUUCCUCAUGUCCGACAUGCCUCCAGCCCACUGUGCCCUUUUAGGGAAGGCUGAUGUCAUUGACUGACUCUGGCACCCAACAGAUCGGUGGCUUUCAAGUGGCCUGGUCCUUCCAGGUGCAUUUCACUGGACCCUCAGGCAGGCCCAAGAGGAGAGGCAGUUGGAACACGCAAAUUCAGAUUUCCUGCAAGGACACAUCUUUUAGGUUUUCCUUCGCUGGCUCUUGCAGCUGACACACCCUUCUCCCUGCGCUCAGUUUUACCCCAAACUCGGCCCUCUCACCUGUGCUAGCUGUUAAGUGCUCCUUUUUUUCUUUUUUUAACCUGAGGCCCGAGGAGGGGAGGAGAGUGGACAGGAGAGAAGUCCUCCCUGAGGGUGGCAGGAACCCAGACAAUUGCCCCAUCAUCGCUGCCUCGCAGUGUCUGCAAUAGUCAGAAGUUGGAGUUAGGCACUGGCGCCAGCAAAUGAAACCCAGAUCCCGUCAUGCAGUUAAGACACCCAUCUCCCCGCCCCGCAGCGCAGCGCAGGUUAAAAAAAAAAAAAAAAAAAACAUGUGAACAUAAAUUGACGAUUGACGAUUAUGAUUGUUGAAAAAUUAAGUAGUACUAUGGGCGCCCGCCAGGCAUCCCCAUCACAGCGAAACGGGAGGUUUUUCCAGAGAAGUGUAGACGGAGCGUGUUGCCCCACAACUCUGGAGAACAUCCAAAUCCCGUUUAACCCUGCAUUUUUACUGUCUCGACACCUCUCUGCACCGCCCCCUCCGCUUUCCAUUUCAUUUCUGCAAAGCCUCCAGACCGUACUGGUGGCGCCAAGCCGCUGUGAACGAGGGGCGAAUGCACUUAAUGCUGAACAGUAUGGAAAUAGGCGCUGAGUCAAUCUCACCAAAGCCGUGGGAACUCGACCCUAACCAAGAGCGUGCCCAGAACCCUAACGCACGCAGGCUCCCGUCCCUAGCGGCAGCCCGUGGGCAUCCCAGCCCUGGCGGCUGGCCGAGUGUCUCACUGUCCCCAGAGGUCACAGCGUAGUCGGGAGUGUUCGGGGCCCUCUCUCGGAAGGGAAUCAAGCCGGCAGUGAGCACAGGUUUGACCCUCAGCCACGGCUGUGUGGCUACACUGAGGCCGCGCCUCACCAACCACGGCUCAAGAAGCCGCCUCCCGGCACGCCCGCCGCGGCUCCUGGUUCCCAGAAACGUCACUUCCGCUCUGAACCCGACGCGGCCACCGGAGCUCCUGCCCUACCUCAGAUCUUCCAGACUCCGGCAGUUACCCUAAGCCCGAACAGUCGGCCGGCUUGUGUGGAAAAAGCAUCGGGGCCGGAAUUCCCUCUUCUGCCUUGGGAUACAUCUGCUCAAACUCUUCAGGCCCCUCAGGCAGACAUGGUGAGGGAUCUCAGCCACACCGCCGCUGGGACUCAAAGCCGCCAGCCCCUCUGGAAAGAUUGGUUAUGGGGUGGAUGGUCCUUAGUCUCUCCCUUCUGAACUGGUUCACACCACCUUGGUGGCUUCAGUCCUGGUGCCUUCAUCUUUCUCCCUCCACUUUGCUUCUACCCCACUCCGGUUUCCCUGGCUCCCUCUUCAGCAGUGAGACACCAGGCUGGAUCAGGCCUCCAGGGGAGAGCUCUGCCAAUAAGGGCAGCACAGGACCAGGACCAGCCCAUGGACCCUCCUCAAGACAACGCAGUGGCACUGGCAGGGAUGCCCUCCUAAGCCGCCAAGGGCCUGGGCACACUGUCCUCCAGGAAGAGCCAUGCUAUUAAGGAGGGGCAGAGGUGGCUGCCAGCAUUGGCCUGGCUCCCUAGACCUGCUCAGAGCUGUCCUGCUGCUCACUGGCCUGCUAUGGGGUGCCCGUGGCAGCACAGCCCUGGGCCACACCAUGCCACUGACCGAGGGCCGCUACCUGAGCAUUGGGGAUGGCUCCGUGAUGGAGUUCGAGUUCCCUGAGGAGAGCGAGGGCAUCAUUGUGAUCUCGAGCCAGUACCCGGGCCAGGCCAAUGGGACAGGGCUUGGCCCCACACUGCGGGUCACAUCCCUGGACACAGAGGUGCUGACCAUCAAGAAUGUGAGUGCCAUUAACUGGGGCAGUGGGGGUGGCUUUGUGGUAAGCAUCCACUCUGGCCUGGCCGGGCUGGCCCCACUCCACAUUCAGCUUGUGGACCCGCACAAGGCACCCCCCACACUGAUUGAGGAGCGGAGAGAUUUCUGCAUCAAGGUCUCACCUGCUGAAGAUGCCCCGGCCACGCUCGGCGCUGAGCAGGCUCACUUCUCAGAGAACCCAAUACUCUACCUGCUCUUGCCUCUUAUCUUCGUGAACAAGUGUUCAUUUGGCUGCAAAGUGGAACUGGAGGUUCUGAAGGGGCUCAUGCAGAGCCCCCAGCCCGUGCUGCUGGGCCUCCUGGGCCAGUUUCUGGUCAUGCCCUUCUACGCGUUCCUGAUGGCCAAAGUCUUCAUGCUGCCCAAGGCCCUGGCUCUGGGCCUCAUCAUCACCUGCUCAUCUCCUGGCGGUGGGGGAAGCUACCUCUUCAGCCUCCUUCUCGGAGGCGAUGUCACCUUGGCCAUCUCCAUGACUUUCAUAUCGACGGUGGCCGCCACUGGUUUCCUGCCGCUGUCCUCAGCCAUCUACAGCCACCUGCUCAGCAUCCAUGAAACACUCCAUGUGCCCAUGUCCAAGAUCCUGGGUACCCUGCUGUUCAUCGCCAUCCCCAUAGCAGCAGGUGUGGUGAUCAAGUCCAAGCUCCCCAAGUUCUCCCAGCUGCUGCUGCAGGUCAUCAAGCCCUUCAGCUUUGUGCUGCUGCUGGGGGGCCUCUUCCUGGCCUAUCGCAUGGGGGUCUUCAUCUUGGCAGGUGUCAGGCUACCCAUUGUACUGGUGGGCCUCACAGUGCCGCUGGUUGGCCUCUUGGUGGGCUACUGCCUGGCCACAUGUAUGAAGCUGCCGGUGGCCCAGCGGCGGACAGUCAGCAUUGAGGUAGGGGUGCAAAACAGCCUGCUGGCCCUGGCCAUGCUGCAGCUGUCCCUCCGCCGCCUGCAAGCCGACUAUGCCUCCCAGGCCCCCUUUAUCGUGGCGCUGAGUGGCACCUCCGAGAUGUUAGCCUUGGUCAUUGGCCACUUCAUCUACAGCAGCCUGUCCUCGGUGACUUGAGGCUCCUGGGUCAAGCUUUGUUCAGCCCCUGUACUCCACCAUCCCCACUGUUCUUGUGUACCAAAGGCCUUUAGUUCUCAUGCACUAUGCACUCUGAAAAAUCCAGGCUUAUUUUUUUUACUGAUUUUUUUAUUCUCCAGCUUUCAGUGCCAAAGAGGCCAUGCUGAAUUAGGUAGAUGGGCACUGCCCAGAAAAUAUAUUUCAAUAAAAGAGAGAAACAAGCCUGGGUCCCUUCCAAUCUUUAUCCUUUGGGACCUGGGUAGCUGUGGGCCAGGGAGGAGGGCCGACUUGGGUGACACCGC
Messenger RNA from Lepus europaeus (European hare), 3673 nucleotides. It is a transcript of the gene SLC10A3, whose product is annotated as solute carrier family 10 member 3. Gene Ontology annotation, biological process: bile acid and bile salt transport. Gene Ontology annotation, molecular function: bile acid:sodium symporter activity. The record is from RefSeq and is a predicted model, not a curated record. Bases 1983 to 3371 code for a protein of 462 amino acids. Lineage: Eukaryota; Metazoa; Chordata; Mammalia; Lagomorpha; Leporidae. Gene Ontology annotation, cellular component: membrane. The transcript has 3 exons.